AUGAUCAGGCAAUUGGAUAUUUCCACGUUUUAUAUAACGUUAACAGCGGCAGACGCUCGCUGGCCCGAAUUAAUUUCCGUUCUUGGUAAGGUAUUAUAUCAAAAAUUGUAUUCCGACAUCGAAGUUAGCGAAAUGUCAUCGGCGGCGAGGACGCCUCUCAUCCAAAGCGAUCCGGUAACCGUUGUUCGCUAUUUCGAUAAUCGCAUUCGUCUAUUGAUGGCUGAAAUGCGAAAAUGUGACUUCUUCAAGUCAUCCGUCGAUUCAAUUCCCUCCUCCCAUUCCGAUAAUGAAGAUUCUUCUUCUCAAAAUAACACCUCCGAUCCCGUUGACGCACCUUUUGCUAAUAAAUUUACAAAUCGUCCAGUAAACGUCGUUUAUCCCUUAGUAGAUUAUUAUUAUCGUGUCGAAUUUCAGCAUCGGGGAGCACCGUAUAUCCACGGUGUUUUGUGGCUCGAAGGAGCACCGGUGUCUGAUGGCACGAAUGGCAUAGACUGCUCGAGGUUCAUCGAUAAUUUCGUGAGCGCUUCGGCGUCGGGUGAAGGUAUCAGAUAUGCCACCAAUGUGGAAAUGUUGACGGCAUAUCAGACAUAA
Messenger RNA from Psylliodes chrysocephalus, 591 nucleotides. NCBI's taxonomy places the organism in Eukaryota, Metazoa, Arthropoda, Insecta, Coleoptera, Chrysomelidae. The record is from the annotation of a GenBank genome assembly.